Messenger RNA from Chanos chanos (milkfish), 2355 nucleotides. RefSeq names its product reticulon 4a (gene rtn4a). The record is from RefSeq and is a predicted model, not a curated record. Gene Ontology annotation, cellular component: neuron projection; postsynaptic density; endoplasmic reticulum membrane. Bases 132 to 1121 code for a protein of 329 amino acids. The transcript has 7 exons. NCBI's taxonomy places the organism in Eukaryota, Metazoa, Chordata, Actinopteri, Gonorynchiformes, Chanidae. Gene Ontology annotation, biological process: endoplasmic reticulum tubular network formation; neuron differentiation; brain development.
GAACCUGAGAGGCAUCUCUGAGCGCGUGGUUGGUCGACGCGAGGCCUUGCAAAGUUCUAUUGAGGAAAAUAUUCGCACAAAACUUAAUGUUUUAAGUGAACACAAUUGUUUAAGAAGACGUUAAUUUCACAAUGGAGGAUCAAGUGGAAGUAAGCUCAACGACGCCUUCCGAUGACGCUUUCAAAUUUCACCAGGAAGACCUGUAUGGAACAGAGAGUUCUGGUGUAGUUUUGGAUGAUGCACCCACGAAUUUUGUUCCUGACACAACUUUUGAUGACGACGAUAUCUUAGAUUUGGCCGGGGGAGCGAAGGAUGCUAUUGAGCGCCACAGGUCCACGUUGCCACGUAAUGAGAACCCAAUCAUGGACUCGUUUUCAGACUUCACCAGGCCCGAACCUGAACCUUCUGCUCCGGAACAGGAGGUGGAGAAACCAGGGCUAAUCAGCUUUGAAGAUGCAAGUAGUGAAGAACAGUCAAAAGCAGAGGAUGUUUCCGAAACAAUAGAAAAAAUUACCCCAAAGUCAACCACGUCGGACCAGUCUAAAUCAUCUUCAUUGGAAGACCUCCUGCACUGGCGUGACUUCCAGCGGACAGCGGUGGUGUUUGGUGCCAGCCUGUUCCUGCUUCUGUCCCUGAGCACCUGUAGCAUUGUCAGUGUGUGCGCCUACAUUUCUCUAGCCCUUCUGUCCGUCACCAUCUCUUUCAGGAUAUACAAAGGCAUCCUGCAGGCUGUGCAGAAGUCUGAAGAUGGCCACCCAUUUAAGAUGUACUUGGAUCAGGACAUCGCCCUGCCUGCGGAGACAGUGCAUACAUACAGUGAUAAGGCUCUGGUGCAUGUGAACAGAUGCCUGAAGGAGCUGCGACAUCUCUUCCUGGUGGAGGACCUGGUGGACUCUCUGAAGUUUGCUGUCCUCAUGUGGAUCUGCACCUACAUCGGUGCCUUGUUCAAUGGUCUAACCCUCAUCAUCCUUGGCUUUAUUGGAGCUUUCACUUGGCCAGUUGUGUAUGAUAAAUAUCAGAAAGAAAUCGACCAUUACUAUGAUCUGGUCAAAAAGCAUACCAAAGACAUAUGUGGAAAGAUUCAGGCCAAGAUUCCUGGUGCAAAGCCCAAGGCGGAAUGAGGAAGUGAAGCAGGCUUGUCUGUAUGAGAUCGGAGGUGUGUGUGUGCAGGAGUGGGGGAUGUACACUUGCUGGUUGGGAGAUGGUUUGAUUUUUUUUUUUCUUUCUUUUUUUUUUUUUUGAGAAAAAGGCCUUAGAUGUUGCAAUGUAAACCAUUAUUAUUAUUAUUAUUUCUAUUCUCACGAUGAUCCCCCCCCCAAAUUUUUGGAAAUAUUGGCGUCACAGUGAACUUGACCAUGUUGUUAUCGUGUCACCAGUUGCUCACACAAGCUAAGUCACUGUUUGUUGAAAUUAAAGCUCUUUUUUGUUUUUUUGUUUCUCCUGUUCAUGUUGAGAAUUAAACAUAUGCUUCGUGACACCUUUAGCAAAUGUGAUUUUGAAGUAUUCAAUAUGGUGAGGGAUGUUUGCGUAAAUUGUAUCAAACUGGAUUGAAGUGAUUUUUUGGUACGUUUUUAAUUCUGUUUGUACAUUUUUGUUUUUUUGUUUUGCAAUAGGAGGCAAUGUAAUUUCUCUUUUUUUCCCCCCACAUUGUUCCCCCCUGUUAAUUCUUAUUUCAAAGGGAAUACAGCUUGAGUAGAAUAACCAGAUGCCAUCUAAAGAAGUGUUGUUUUUAGUUUGUAGUAGGGUUUUUUUUUUUUUUUUGCUUUGAGAGGACACUUAAUCCUGUGGUGUAACUGUUUAAAGUGACUUUUUUUUUUUUUUUUUUGGUUGUGUGAAAGAAGCUUCUAGUUCUCUGUAGCAGCUUGUGUAGGAUCUGGGCAUUUUUUCCUUUUUUUUUGUUUUCCUCAUUUGUUUUUCUCAGCUGUGUUUUCAAAAGAGAUUUUUUGUUACACCCUGUUCUUUUUGUGAUUCUAAUCAAUGUUUUUAGAGGCUAUAGCGUGAAGGAGAAGUCAGAGGUUGAAUGUUGUGUAACUUCAUGUAAUUUCAUCAGUGUCAGCUGCCUAGUGAUUUAAAAAAAAAAAAAAAAAAGAAAAGAAAAAGAAAAGGAAAAAAACAAAAAAAACAAAACUUUACACAAAACAGUCACUGUCUCCUAUGAGGACCGAAUAUGUGAAACAACAAAAUUCCUUUUAAAUCCAGCAAACUUCAAGCACUGGUUUGUCAUGCAGGUCAUUGUAAAUGAUCAUUCAUGAAGUUUUUCUGAUGAAUUCUACUGAGGGCUGUCUGUGGAACUUUGUGAAAUUAAAGAAAAAAACAAAACAAAAACAAGUACCAAUAAAGCUUGUAGACAAAUAA